This is a messenger RNA of Microcebus murinus (gray mouse lemur), 1930 nucleotides long. The record is from RefSeq and is a predicted model, not a curated record. NCBI's taxonomy places the organism in Eukaryota, Metazoa, Chordata, Mammalia, Primates, Cheirogaleidae.
GUCCCGGUGAGGAGCGUCCCCCGCGGCCCGGCGCCAUGGGCCCGGGGCCCCCCGCGGCCGGAGCCGGGACCUCCCCGCGGCAGAUGUCGCUGGUGGCGCGGCUCAGCUACGCAGUGGGCCACUUCCUCAACGACCUGUGCGCGUCCAUGUGGUUCACCUACCUGCUGCUCUACCUGCACUCGGUGCGCGCCUACAGCUCGCGCGGCGCCGGCCUGCUGCUGCUGCUCGGCCAGGUGGCCGACGGGCUGUGCACGCCCCUCGUGGGCUACGAGGCCGACCGCGCCGCCGGCCGCUGCGCCCGCUAUGGCCCGCGCAAGGCCUGGCACCUGGUCGGCACCGUCUGCGUCCUGCUGUCCUUCCCCUUCAUCUUCAGCCCGUGCCUGGGCUGCGGCGCGGCCACGCCCGAGUGGGCCGCGCUGCUCUACUACGGGCCGUUCAUCGUGGUCUUCCAGUUCGGCUGGGCCGCCACGCAGAUCUCCCACCUGAGCCUCAUCCCGGAGCUCGUCACCAACGACCACGAGAAGGUGGAGCUCACGGCGCUCAGGUACGCCUUCACCGUGGUGGCCAACAUCGCGGUCUACGGCGCCGCCUGGCUCCUGCUGCACCUGCAGGGCUCCUCGCAAGUGGGGCCGGCCCAGGACCUCAGUGUCAGCGACCAGCUGGGGAUGCAGGACGUGCCGGUGUUCCGGAACCUGUCCCUGUUGGUGGUGGGCGUCGGAGCCGUCUUCUCGCUGCUGUUCCACCUGGGCACCCGGGAGAGGCGCCGGCCGCGGCUGGAGGAGCCGGAUGAGCACAGCCCCCUGUUGGCCCCUGGGGCCCGGCCCCUGCUGCUCUGGAGACACUGGCUUCGGGAGCCGGCUUUUUAUCAGGUGGGUGCGCUGUACAUGUCCACGAGGCUCAUCGUGAACCUGUCCCAGACCUACAUGGCCAUGUACCUCACCUACUCCCUCCACCUGCCCAAGAGGUUCAUUGCGACCAUCCCCUUGGUGAUGUACCUCAGCGGUUUCUUCUCGUCCUUCCUCAUGAAGCCGGUCAACAAGCGUAUCGGCAGGAAUCUGACCUACUUCACGGGCCUCCUGGUGAUCCUGGCCUUCGCGGCCUGGGUGGCGCUGGCGGACGUGCUGGGCGCGGCCGUGUACGCGGCGGCCGUGCUGCUGGGUGCCGGCUGUGCCACCAUCCUCGUCACCUCGCUGGCCAUGACGGCCGACCUCAUCGGCCCCCACACGCACAGCGGAGCCUUCGUGUACGGCGCCAUGAGCUUCUCGGAUAAGGUGGCCAACGGGCUGGCGGUCAUGGCCGUGCAGAGCCUGCACCCCUGUCCCUCGGAGCUCUGCUGCGAGGCCUGCGUGGGCUUCUACCACUGGGUGAUGGUGGCCGUGACCGGCGGCGUGGGCGUGGCCGCAACCCUGUCUCUCUGCAGCCUCCUCAUCUGGCCCAUCCGCCUGCGCAGCUGGGACCCUGGCGACCAGUCCUGAUGCCCCACAGACUCCUGCACCGACGCAAGUGACCCACAUUUCUGCACAGUGACGUCCCGCCUGAGGCUCCGGGAGAAACCCCCCAACUUCUGGCUUCUCCUUGUCUGGCACUGGGGGUGCAGGCCGGGCCUGUCGGGGGGACCUAGCGACUGAUCCUUGGACUUCCAGGGACUGUGGGGUCCCCAGGUUUGGGGGUGACCCAACCCCAACUCUUCCAUUCCCAGCCCCCUGGAGGACUUGGGGUGCCCCUCUGUAGAUCAGAGGCAGGAGGCGUGAGGGUCCCAGUGGGGCUGAGGGCUGCCCUGAGCUUAGCCCCAGUUCACCCCCACUUCCAUCCUGGGGGUCUCCGGACACUACCAGGGCCCCCGGGGACGGUGCUGUGACCCAAGCCUGCCAGGAGCCCCGGGCGGGCAGGCUCCGCGGCAGUGAAUAAAGAUAGGGCGUGGCCCAGCUCC